Messenger RNA from Xiphophorus couchianus (Monterrey platyfish), 3979 nucleotides. RefSeq names its product cerebellar degeneration-related protein 2-like. The coding region runs from base 440 to 1921 and encodes 493 amino acids. Lineage: Eukaryota; Metazoa; Chordata; Actinopteri; Cyprinodontiformes; Poeciliidae. The record is from RefSeq and is a predicted model, not a curated record. The transcript has 6 exons.
AGAUCAGAAAACAGGGAGAAAGGAAGUGGCGGCUGUCGCAACAUCCCUGCCACGUCUCUGCAGCAACAGCAGCAGCAGCUGCUGCAGCUGUGUCGGCUGGCCGGGGCUCCGGGAUGGGCCGGUGCUGCUGGGUUCAUCUGCAGAGGGGAUGCGACUGAAGGGAGCAGCAGAGAAGCGGAAGGAGAGAGGAAACACGUAAAGCCCACACUCCCUCAUUGACAGAGACAGAGAGAGAAAGAGGGAGAGGGAGGGAGAAAGAGAGGCUGGCGGGGAGCAGCUCCAGGGAGAGGACCGCUGCUCUGCUCCGAGUCUCCUUCCUGCCGCCGCCUCCUCCUCCGCCGUUGGAGUGGGUUAUUGUUCCAGGAGAAGAGAGGCGUCGACGGACUCAUUUCUGUGGGUUUUAUUAUUCGUUGACUGUUCGGACGGAGCGGGACACCCAAUGCUCAGCUUGGGGAGAAUGGAGGAAUUCGUCACCGAAGAAGAAGAGCCGUGGUACGACCAGCAAGACCUGGAGCAGGAUCUCCACCUGGCAGCAGAGCUGGGGAAGACUUUGCUGGAGAGGAACAAAGAGUUGGAGGACUCUUUGCAGCAGAUGUACAUCACUAAUGAGGAACAAGUGCAAGAGAUUGAGUACCUGACCAAGCAGCUGGAGGUCCUUCGGGACAUGAACGAGCAACACGCCAAAGUGUACGAGCAGCUGGACGGCAAGGCCAGAGAACUGGAGCGCACCAACCACACGCUGGUCAGGGACAGCAGAGCCUCGCAGCAAAAGAUCGAGAGCUUGACGGGCACUAUUGAGACUCUGCAGAACCAGGUGGAGUCUCUGUCGGCGCAGGUGGAGCAGCUCCGCUCGAUGGAGCAGCUCCGAGUCAGGAGGGAGAAGAGGGAGCGACGCAAGACCAUCCACUCGUUCCCGUGCCUGCGGGAGCUCUGCACCGCGCCCAGGUACGAGGACGAGUUUGUGGUGGGCCGGGCCGAGAGCUUCACGUUGGACGCCAAGAGUCAGCCGUGUGAGGAGGACAAUCAGCACCUGAGGGAGGCGGUGUCGGCGCUGAGAGCCGCCGUCCGGACUGAGAGGGGUCGGAGGGAGGGGGUGGAGAAGGAGUGCAGCCUCCUGAUCGCAGAGUUCUCCCGGCUGCAAACGCGGGUGCAGGACGCUGAGAGCUGCCAGGCUCGCGUGCGGGAGCUGGAGGUGGAACUGCAGGAGCUGCAGCAGCUUCGCCGCGCGCGGACUUUCCUCCUGAGCGGCGAGGACGACGGCGUCGCCCUAACCCAGACCGUCCUCAGCAUCACCCCGGAGACCGACACGUUCCUGGAAGCGGAGGAGGCCGACGCGGGCGGCGGCAUGCGGGAGGAGACCGAGGGCGGAGGCGGCGUCGGAGGCGAGCAGCUGCCGGAGUCCAGCCCCGUGAGGAAAAGCUGCAGCGACACGGCGCUCAACGCCAUCGUGGCGCGGGACGCGUCCGGCCGCAGGAGAGGCAGCUACGCCCUCCACGCCAACAGCGUGAGGAAGAGGGGGAUGUCCAUCCUCAGGGAGGUGGACGAGCAGUACCACGCCCUACUGGAGAAAUACGAGGAGCUGCUGGGGAAGUGCAGGCGACACGAGGAGAGCCUGUGCCACGCCGGCGUCCAGACUUCCCGUCCCGUCUCCCGCGACCCGUCCAUGAAAGACUGCGCCGUGGGCCCCCUCCCGGCACCUCCCCCGACGCCCACCCAGUCCCCCUCCACUCCCGAAGCCAUGGAGAGCAUCGGCAAGCAGGUGGAGGCGGUGGAUAAGCGGCUGGGGCAGAACGCUCCGGAGUACAAGGCUCUUUUUAAGGAGAUCUUCUCGCGCAUCCAAAAGACCAAAAUGGACAUCAAAGCUACCAAAGCCGCCAAAACGAGCAAAUCGGGCAAAUCAGGCAAAUCAAGUAAACACUAAAGUCAACAUCGACUGUACAGAUGAGGAUGUUGGUGCGCUUUGUGAACAAGGGGCUAGCCUAGUGUACGCAAUCUUAUAGAGGGCGCUGCUACUACAACUAACGUAUUAAUUUCUUCCAGAGCUAAGCUAAGCUAAGCUAAUCCCAGCAGAAAAUCAACCAAAUCUGAAGUGCAUGCCUUCCAACCUAGUGCACCUUCUAGAAAAUGAAUUUAAUCUGUUACAUUUUAUUCUUCUCCAUUGUACUGUUUAAUUUAAAGUACAGAAAAAAAAGAUUUGUAGGCUAAUUUGACUGCCUUACUUACUCUACAAUAUUACAAUUAUAAUACCAUAGCUGGCAAAAUGUUUCAGUUUUGCACUUUAGGUUCAGGUUUAAAUCAAAUAAGACAAAUUGCCUCUUAGAGGGGUGGAAAGCAAAUGUAACAUUAACUGAAGCCAAAUCUGCUUACUACUAAACAAGCUUGACUCAUAUUUAUGUACUUCCUUGAUCUUACAGGAAGAUCAACCUGUAAGAUGCUUUAUAUGGUUUUGUCUUUAAAUGGCAAAACCUUAAAGCGUUUCAACCAUAAUUGUAUUUUAUUGGGAUUUUAUGCAAUGUAGUUUAUUAUUGUGAAAAUGAUGGCUUUCCUUCUACGGUUUUUAAAGAUAAAAUCUGACUGCUAAUCUCACAUCUGUUCGGAGAAUCAGCUUCAAGAUUCAGUUUUGGUUUUUUUUAAUUGUAAAUUGAAAAAUAUUUCUUUUUCCUUUUUUUUUUUUUUGGUCCGCUUCCCAAUCAUAUGUGUCUUGCUCUUGAUUUAUCCUACGAAAUCCCAAUUAAAUGGAGCGACAUUUGAUGUGGUUGUGUGAUCUAAUGUGAAACAGAUCAAGGGGAGUGAAUACUUUUGCAAGCUGGGGCAUUUCAAACCACUGUGCUGCCUGAGAUGGAGGUGCUCGUCAUAACAUGCUACGCUAAUUCUGUCAGUUUUUUAGCUAAGUCUAGAAAAGGAUGUGAUAGGUCUAUUUGGUCCUGAGCUUUCUGCAGGUAUACCAAGUGGCUACAUUGACCUUAAUAAAAGUGAAUCCAUUUUCCAAAGUGAACCGGACUUUUGGGCCACUUUUGGGCAAAAUCACACCUGCCUUUGUACCUGUGUCUUCACUCCUGCUUAUGUCUUUGUCUUAAUUACAGUGAAGAUGAGCUAUUUUAUGUUUUGUUUUUAAGUUCUUGGGGGAUUCUCUUCAGCUGCUUCAUUUUGUCAAUAUAAAACUACAUUUGAGUUAACAUGAAGGAAAGGACUGUUUGGCUACAAUAUACAGUUUUCGUGACAUGGGUGUUUUAUAUUCCACGGUGGACAUGAACCGAUUCCUACUCUCUGCACUGUGCUCAGGGAUAGACGGCUGCAAAACGUUCUCAACUCAAUCAUGUUCCAUUUGCAGUUCUAUGCUCGUUUUCGUUCCCUCAGUAAAUAUUUCCAUUUGCCCCUGAAAUCAGAACUUUUAUUCAGGUCAGGAUAAGAAUUCAGUUCGUGAAUAAUGUCCCACCUGAUGUACUUAAAUUCCAGUUCCUAGCCAGAAAACAAGUUGGGCUUGCUAGUUUUUGAGCUCCAUGACCAGGAUACUUACUAUAAUAUUGAUGACGAUAAUAAUUCUUAUUGAUGGAUGUUAAUUACAAUAUAUUUAUAGCCUUUUGUGAAUUGAAAUACUAAAGAAAUAUGUACAGUACUGUAUGUGCACAAGGUUAAAAGAGAUCCAAACCAUUAAAACGCAGGAAGCUGUUUGUGGCUUCAACUUACUCUAUGUUUAUACCUGUGGCAGCCAUUUUGGAUUGGUGGGAUAUCUCUCACUUACCAAGUGUAAGCUUCACACAGCAUUCCAAUUAAUCUCCCUAAAUCAGAGACAGGAUGGUUUUACCUUUUUGAUAAGGAUUACAAGCUAAAGUUAGCCUAGCUUGUUUUUAUGUUAGCGGUAGCUAAACGGAUUCGUAAAGUUCAUUUUCCACCAUUCUGAGCAAAGGUGAGUUCUAACAUCCGUAUCACAUUAAUGAUCACUAUAACGCAGCAUAAUUCAUUAAAACCUAUGCCUUGA